CUCUCUCUCUCUCUCUCUCUCUCUCUCUCUCUGGCCACAGGAUGCAGGGAAGUGUUGCUUUGUUCCUGGUGGGACUCUAUUUCCACAUUACAGAUGGCACCAUCCCAGAGGCAGAAGAGAGCCCCAGUUUCUGGAACCAGCAGGCCAAAGCUGCCCUUGAGACAGCCCAGCGACUGCAACCUAUCCGGACCUCGGCCAAGAAUCUCAUCCUCUUCCUGGGAGAUGGGAUGGGAAUGCCCACCGUGACGGCCGCACGUAUACUCAAAGGACAACUGAAUGGAAACCUGGGACCUGAAACCCCACUGGCUAUGGAUAAGUUCCCUUAUGUGGCUCUGUCCAAGACAUACAAUGUAGACAGGCAGGUCCCCGACAGUGCAGGCACAGCCACUGCUUACCUGUGUGGUGUGAAGGGCAACUACAAAACCAUCGGAGUCAGUGCUGCUGCCCGUGUGGACCAAUGCAACUCCACCUGGGGCAAUGAGGUCUUCUCAGUGUUGCAGCGAGCCAAGGAGGCAGGGAAGUCAGUGGGGGUGGUAACCACCACCCGGGUGCAACAUGCCUCACCCUCGGGCACGUACGCCCAUGUGGUAAACCGAGACUGGUACUCAGAUGCCAACAUGCCUGAUGAAGCCCUGAAGAGUGGCUGCAAGGACAUUGCUUCCCAGCUGAUUUCCAAUGUGGAUAUUGAUGUGAUCCUGGGUGGGGGCCGCAAGUAUAUGUUUCCAGUUGGAACCCCGGAUCCUGAGUACCCAGAGAGUAGAAGUCAGGACGGAAUUAGGAUGGAUGGUCGGAACCUCGUACAGGAAUGGCUGAACAAAACAAAGGGUGCCAGAUACGUAUGGAACCUUCAACAGCUACUGAAUGUAUCAGAAGACCCCACAGUGACACAUAUCAUGGGUCUCUUUGAACCUAGGGACACAAAGUAUGAGUUAGAACGUGAUAAUCUCACAGACCCGUCAUUGCUGGAGAUGACCCGAGUUGCCAUCAAAAUGCUCAGCCGAAAUCCCAAAGGCUACUACCUCUUUGUAGAAGGAGGCCGAAUUGACCACGCCCACCACGAUGGCUACGCGCACUUGGCCUUGACAGAAGCCGUCAUGUUUGACUUAAGUAUUGAUGAAGCCACUCAACUAACUAAUGAAAGGGACACUUUGAUCGCCAUCACUGCGGACCACUCCCAUGUCUUCUCCUUUGGUGGCUACACCUACAGAGGCAGCUCCAUCUUUGGACUGGCUCCCAGCCGGGCCCUAGAUGGAAAAGCAUAUACUUCCAUCUUAUAUGGCAAUGGACCUGGCUAUAAGCAGGUCAAUGGUAGCAGGCCAGAUGUCAACGACAGCAUCAGUGAGGCAGUGUACUAUCAGGCCCAGGCAGCUGUGCUCUUGGACUCAGAGACUCAUGGUGGAGAGGACGUGGCCAUCUUCGCACGAGGUCCCCAAGCCCACCUGUUCCACGGCGUGCAGGAGCAGACUUAUGUGGCUCAUGUGAUGGCCUUUGCUGGCUGCUUGAAGCCCUAUGAGAACUGUGGGCUCCCAGCGCCUGGCAGCAGCCCCCAGACAUCGGGCUCCUUCCUGCUGUUAAUCCUUGCCUGGGCUUUCCUGCUCUUAGCAGUUCAGCACUGAUCCAGGACCAGUGAACUCCCAGCCACCAUCCCUUCCUCCACCUUCCAGUGGC
Dromiciops gliroides (monito del monte) is the source of this 1668-nucleotide messenger RNA. Its product is annotated as intestinal-type alkaline phosphatase 1-like. The transcript has 11 exons. The coding region runs from base 42 to 1616 and encodes 524 amino acids. Gene Ontology annotation, biological process: dephosphorylation. The record is from RefSeq and is a predicted model, not a curated record. Gene Ontology annotation, molecular function: alkaline phosphatase activity. NCBI's taxonomy places the organism in Eukaryota, Metazoa, Chordata, Mammalia, Microbiotheria, Microbiotheriidae. Gene Ontology annotation, cellular component: plasma membrane.